UAUUAUAAAAGUUACUAAUUCCUUUCUAUUGUGCGAGAACUUAUCGUAGUCUUUAGUUCAAGCAAGUGUUGUAAAUUUAUUAUUUGCAUUCUUAUCGUUUUGUCAACAAAUAUAAAUUCCAAGAAUUAAUAACUUAUUAAAUCGACGACUACAAUUUGUUUAAACAGAUGAUAAUGUUUCAAAUAUUAUGCCUAAAAAGGCACCAAGUAUAAAAAAUCGAAUAUGGGAACGAGAUAGACGCAACAGGUUCAAUGCGAGCUUUGAAAAGUUAGCUUCUUUACUUCCUGAAAAGAAUUCAAGCACAAAUUUAAGUAAAGUGUUAAUAAUUCAGAAAGCUACAGAAUUAAUAGAGAAACUCACUGGCGAACAAAAUGAUAAACAUACAAAGUUACUUAAUGAAAUAAAAGUAUUAAGUGACAAAUGUAACAUUUUGACUAAAACCAUACAAGAAGCCGGUUUGCCUGUACCAAAUAUUGAAAUCGAAAAUAGACAAAAUGUCUCAGAAAAUGAUGCUCUGAAGCAAAACCUAUGUAAUAGUAUUCACAAUAUUGAAACUGGUUCCAAUGUUGAUAAAAAUGAUGAUAAAACUAAUGAUUUGGGAACAAAUGGCCCAUCAAGAAAAAAUGUGGCUAAUACUAAUGCUGCAAAAAAUGGUUCAGAUCAGAGAUAUGUGGAAAAAGAAACAGAUAUUCCAACAGCUGCUUUCAAGGAUGAUAACUUAGUUAAAAAUAAAGUAGUGCAGAAAAAAGGCGCUAAAAACUCAGAAAAAACAAGUGACAAGUCUAAAAUACAAAUCACAGCGAGUGGCAGCGUCCAAAAUACUUGUCCUAUAGUUAUAAUUGUAAAUGAUCCUCAACUAAAUUCUCAACCGCAAGUUAAUGCUUUGAAGAUAUCAAAUGGACUGACAAUUAUUAAAAACACAGCAUUGCCAAAUUUCAAAACAGCCACCAAUCCACUCAAAGUUUUGAAUAGUAGGGUGAUUAAAAAAACUGAUAGUGAUGGGAAUAUAAAAAUAGCUUCUAAAGAAGUGAAAGUCAACUUACAUGAUGCAACAAUCAAGAAUAAAGUACCUAUACCAGCAUUACACAAAUCACAAUUAAAAUCAUUAGGGAAGAAAUCAAGUCUAAAACCAAAACAAAAAAAAGUGUGCCGAGUUACGUAUAGAAUGUUGAGAAAAUCAAAACUUUUGAAGAAAAGAGUAAGUAAGAAAAUAGUUAAUGAUCAACAGAUUAUUAAAAGUAUAGGUAUGGCUGAAACUUCUGCCAAACUACAAGUAAUUGAAGAAUCUAAAGAAAAUGCAAUCGUUGAUAAAAUUACAGAACCUAUAAAUGCAGAUACAAAGCCUCCUAAUGAUAGCAAAAAAAGUAAUGAUUUCAAUCAAAAAACAAUUGUUACAUCCGUAGCCACUUAUAGUAUUGAUUCUUUGUGCAAUGCCAAUAUCAAAAUAGACAAUAUGGUCCCAUCAAAACUUGACAACACUUCACAAACAGUUCAAGUUUGUGAGAAGAUUUCUCAAUCGAAAAAAGGGCCACAUACCAAUCUCUGUAUGGAUAACACUUCAAAAUGUGAUCCGAUGUUAUCAGAUUUAUCUAAUGACUUAUUUGCUUCUUUGCAAGUUGCGCCAAUGGUAAACCAUCAGGCAGGGUGUACAUCCCCCACAGCUGCUUUUCUUCUAGCUUUUCCUUUGGUAUCAUCACUUAAUGGAGGAAAAGUUAACCAAGUUAUGGAUGAAAGUUCAGAGACUCAGGAAACAAGUACAUCUUUAUUGCAAAUUGGAAAUCAUAAGACGAUUGCAGAUAAUACAACAGGUUCGAAUCUUUUGAAUUUGGAUCAAUUUUCUACAUUAUUUACAUCCAAGGAAAUGAAUAAAAAUCAAAAUUCAUGUGACAAGAGAAUGGUUUCAAAAGGUACUGGAACUUUGUACAAUGCAAAAAGUGAUUUACCAAGUGCUAAAAUUGAACUGAAAGAUUUUAGUAAAGAAAUAAAACCUUCAAUAUCACAUACUACAGAUAAAUACAGUAGUAAAAGAAGUGCACAAUGCCUUUAUACCUAUGGAAAUUCCAAUAACUGCAGUUUAGGCUUGCAAAAUAAUAUAUACAAUUCCCCUUAUGACAUAGGUAAUAAAGAAGAGAAGAAUAAAUUUAGUCAUACAAACAUAAUGAUUGAUAAUAGCUCGAUGAGUCUAUCAUGUUUAAAUAAUCAAGAGAUAAUACCUAAAGUUCCUUCUACUUCAGUGCAGGUACAAUAUAGUAGAGAAAUGAAUCGGAUGGAUGCAAAACCUUCAACGAUCAAUCUCACAUAUUCCAUGGCUGUUUCACAAAGUGAAACUUCUUUAGCUCCUUCUUGCAAUAAUAUGAAACCAAUGUAUUCAGAAGCCCAAAACUUCUAUAAUCCUUACACACCUUUCAAUACUGGUAAUAUUGGUAAAGACAAGUCAGACUACAUUUCUUCUGUAUCGACUUCUAUAAUACCUACUGAUGCAAAAUUGCAACCAUCAAACACAUUUGCACUGCAAGGCAAUUCCGGUUCUCAAAGUUGUGAUAAUUUGUAUAAUGAAAAACAACAAGGCUUGAAUGAUAGAUUGUGUAUAAAUGAAAAAAAUAAAGCAGAAAAUAACUAUCAAGAACAAGAAAACAAAUAUACUAAGGAUGUAUCAAUGAGGUAUAAACCAUAUGCUUCUACAAGUGGUAACAAUUCUAAAGCAAAGAGACAUGAAAUAAUGAAAGACACUUUGAAGGAUCAUUCUCAAUCGAUCAAACUUCCUGUAAAUUGGAUGACUACACCAGAUGUCCGACAAAAUUCUUGUAGUCUCCCAAAACUUAACAUUCAAAACAGUAAUUUUAAUUAUAACAAUUUGGAUUUCAAUAUGUCUAGCAGCGCUGAUGCUAAAGAACCGUUUUUUAUUGUUCCUCCAAAUGAAAAUUUAAAUACAUGGAAUAAUAAUAAUAGUCAUUCACAAUUAGUAUUGCCAACAACAUUACCGACUUUAAUUGGAGAUUUGGCAUUAGGAAACACUACACCUUUUCAGCACACACAAAACAACAUUAAACAAUAUACAUCUUGUUUUAAAGAUAAAAAAGAUUAUAAUGUUGUUCCUAAAGAGCAAUUGGAUAAGAAUAUUACUAAACCCAAUGAUUUACCAAUGCAAAGUAAUACUUGGAGUAAUAAUUUCUCAGUAAGUCAAUUAGUGGAGCAGUAUAAAUCUGAAAAAGAUCUCACUUUACAAAAUAAUGAAAGACGUCAUUUUGCAUGUAGUAAGCAAAAAUAUUCAUCAGAUGUAAAGAAAAAUGUGAAAUAUGAAGAAGAUUUAUGUAGUAUGAUAGAAUCAGUAAACCAUGAUGCAGAUAUAUUUCAAAAAUCUAAUGACCAAAAUAAUUUAAUGCCAAAAGCGAAUAAAAAAUAUUCAACAGAAGCUCUACUUAGUGAUGAUACAAAGCAUGAUUUCAGCAUAGGAAAUUUUCGCCAGCAACAAUUUUUUCCUUUGGUCGAUUUUUCUUCUGAUAUACAUCAACCUGUGUCAAAGUACAAUAAACAACAUGUAAAGACUUCAGAAAACACAAGUUUGGCCGGUACGAACUACCCAUAUCCAACUUCAACAAAUAAUUAUGCUUACGCUAAAAAUAAUGCAGGAGUAAAUAAUAUGGAUAUGAACAAAUUGUUGCAUUUAUCAAGUCAAAACGAUAUGCAAACUCAAUCAAUACAGCAACAUAGCAUGGAUGACUUCAAAAGUAAUACAUAUAAAAAUAUUGAUAACAAGAGUAUGCCGAAUCCAAAUAGUACUUAUGUUAGGAAAUCAUUAAAGAAAACUAAAGCUCAAGAAAAUAACAUGAUAGACUUCAACUAUAUGCCAGGAAGCCAUUCACCUGUAUUCACAGAAGACUCAUUUUAUAAUUAUUCUUUAGGAUACACUUCAAAUGCAUCAUCUCAAAAUUAUCAAAAUCAAAAUUUAUUAUACUCAGGAAAUGUAAGGUCUCAUAUAAAUCAGCAUCAUACUUUGCCUACAUUUUCUUCGCAAACAAAUGCUAACAUAAAUGUCUCGAAAAAUAUAAAUAACACACACAUUCCUACACCAUCACCGAACAUUACUAAUAACAGCUCAUCCUUAACAAACUUUAAUUUAAGUACUAUAUUUCCAGAAAUGAAUGAUAAAAUCAGAUCUGGAUGGUAAAUUUAAUAAUAAUG
Ctenocephalides felis (cat flea) is the source of this 4182-nucleotide messenger RNA. RefSeq lists its product as uncharacterized. The transcript has 5 exons. Lineage: Eukaryota; Metazoa; Arthropoda; Insecta; Siphonaptera; Pulicidae. The record is from RefSeq and is a predicted model, not a curated record. Gene Ontology annotation, molecular function: protein dimerization activity. Bases 188 to 4168 code for a protein of 1326 amino acids.